AGGAACGAGUAGAUUUUACCAUAAAUAAUGGAUCCUCUUCCAAAAAUUAACAAGUCCCUGGAUCAAACUUUACAUUCCUCUUCGUUUACGGAUCUGGACAGCCCCACAACUCUGAUGUCCGAAGAUGCUCGUCCUGUGCUCCCGGAGUCUCCACCGCCCAAAACGGUCACACCCCCAAGUACCACAUCACCUGGAGUAAAUCAAGGGAAAAUGGGGGAAAGUAAGAUUUUGUCAGAAUCGGGAUGCGAAGAGGCUUGUCCUUUUGACAUGAUUUGUGAGUUAUUGCAGUACGUGAUACAAAAAAAGUAUGAUGAAGCCAAUGCGUUAUGCAAAAAGAUUUUGAUCUACGAACCAGAAAAUCAGAUUGUUCAGGAAUUUCAACGGUUGACUUUUAAGGAAGAAGUGUCCGCAACAGAUGAAGAAUCUUCCUCCUCCGAAGAUGAAGAUGACAAUGUAACAUCUUCUUCUUCAGACGACGGUGAGGACGCCAGGGAUUCCACUUACUCUACUGGAGAGGAGGAGGAGGACGAGGGGGAGGAUGACGUCCCUGGAAGCAGUGGGGGUGACAAUAAUGUGGCUGCCCUUGAAGAAACAGGAGCCGAGAUUGACGCUCUAACCGACGCCUAUAUGAAAUCUCUCAUGGAAAAAUUUACCCACGGCGGUGGCGAUGGUAAGGUGGACGACACGCUAAGUCGGUUCUUCUCAAUUUCCAACGAGGAUUCCGACGAGGAAAGUUCCACCAGUUCCAGCAGCACGCUCAGCAGCAGCAGCAGUAACAGCUCUUCGGAAGAAAGUGGAGAAAGCACGACAGAUUCAGAAGAUGAGUCAGAGUCGUCGAGUGAAGAGCGAGAAAGCGAAGAUCACGACAGUGGAAUCAGCAACAAGGGAUUUUCCUCUUCCUAGAUUUCGCAUGCGAUUUUUUAAUACGCGGAAAAGAUUUAUUUGCAGAUAAUUAUGUAUCUAAAUAAAUAUGAAUAGUAGUAAAUUUUGGGUAAAUCAUUUACAAUCGUGCUGCACUAUUUACAAUGUAUAUUUCUGAACUGUAAAUAAACACAAAAAAUUAUGAAGUAAAUUUUAUUUUUUUCUGAACAGGGCUUGAAUAUAAAUUACAUGUCGUGAAUUUAUUUUUAAAAUUCAAAUUUUUAUUUAUGUAAGAUUUGAACGUCGAUUAACAUAAUUUGUAGAAAGUUGAGAACUAUAAUAAGUCAAAGGUUUAGUUCUUCCGAAUUAAAUAAGGUAAGCUAGGAGGAUUUCUAAAUAAACGAAAUUUUGGUGAUACCGUAAUUUAAUUUAUUUUAUUUUAAGGAUAAAAUUCCUUCCCAAUCUUAAAAUAGUUCACACAAUUUAUUUAUAAAACUCAUUACUUAUUCAAUAUUUACAUGAAUUUCUUCCAACCUUAAUAUUAUUCUCAAUAAACGAAACCUGCUUUACAACGCCUCCUCGAAGCCGUGGUUUCAUAAUUAAAUUCCUUACCACUCAGAACUUGACCUUAAGAAGAUUAAACCUUGGAGAACCUUUCGGAUUCAUUUCCGGAACAUUCGCUCGUUACGUUGAUGAUUAAAUUCACUUCAAUUAUCCGCACAUCACGAGCCAUGAACCCUGUCAUUGCACGUCUUGGGCAUGAUCCCCCCUUGCACGUUCACUGAAUGGGAUAGAGCUGUGUACGUGAUUAGUUCAAAAAUCCUGAUUAAAUGCGUCAUUCGAUGUGAUAACGCCCACGCCGGAAGCAGCGUCUAUUCCAUUGAGUCCCUUUUCAUUUGAUUUCGCAUUAUGAGGGUUUAUCAUUAUGAUGAUAAGAUUUCAAUUCUGGUAACGCGAUGCAUUCUUCUGCAUUCUUCUGGGAAAGAAGACUUUCAUGUGCCUGCUUCUGCAGAAUUCUCAAUAGAAAGUCUUCAUAACUUUAUCUGAUUAGCAUAAGAGCAUAAAAGAUGGGAAUAAUACUCAUGAAUUUAAUUGGUUCGUCCCACGUUUUUUUGGUACAAAAUCAGAUCCAAUUUCCGUCCCAAUUUUACACAUGAGCAUCAUAUUAUCUAGAUAUACGUGCACUCUAAGAAAUUUUAUCACCGGAUUAUCACCGACCGGUGAGUAUAUGUGACUUUACCGGAUGGUGAUAAUAUUUCCCUUCUCGGUUACAGCGGAAUCACCACGUGAAAACACCCACCACUCGCUCGGUAAUAGUAUAUCACAAUUCUACUACCGAAAUUGUAACAACCCGAUCACCGGUGUAGUCACCUUUAUCACCUAUUUUUUAGAGUGUACUACUAUACCCAUUCAACUAACGUGUAAUUGAGUCUGCCUAAAAUCUGCUCAGCUUUCCGAAAAGAAUGUAUGUCGCCAUCCAUGUCACUUUUUAAUUAAAUCCUGCAAAAUGAAUGAAAUGAAUUGAACCAUUAUUUCCUAAAAGAUACGCGGACGG
Folsomia candida is the source of this 2416-nucleotide messenger RNA. Its product is annotated as lisH domain-containing protein C1711.05. Lineage: Eukaryota; Metazoa; Arthropoda; Collembola; Entomobryomorpha; Isotomidae. The record is from RefSeq and is a predicted model, not a curated record. The coding region runs from base 28 to 903 and encodes 291 amino acids. The transcript is spliced from 4 exons.